AUGCAAGAAAAACCAAGCACCGUCGCCGCGUAUGCGGCAGGUGCAUCCCUCGCUGCGGUCGCCUUGUUUUACGUCUUCGGGCCCAACUACACCAUUGACGGUGACGAGUCCAAUGACAGCAACCGCAAAAAGAGUAUCGUGGGCCUGUCCAACCCCGCCAAUGACUGCUUUAUCAACUCAGUCCUGCAGGCUCUCGCCGGCCUGGGGGACCUGCGCGUUUAUCUGAUCAGAGAACUUCACCGCCGUGAACUGGACGGCCCCGACGUAUACAAUCUUCUCCCGGACUUAGACGAAAUUCCCCAUGGACAGCGACCGGAUAAGAUCCGAGAGCUGCAGCAAGGGACUAUUACAAGGGCGCUUAAAGAGAUCCUGGACCGGUUAAAUGAGCGUCCCAUAUACAAGAAGACGAUCUCUGCCCGGGCCUUUAUCCAGUCUCUCGAAUAUGCGUACCGGACGCGGAUCAGUCGCAACCAACAAGAUGCACAGGAAUUCUUGCAAAUUGUGGCCGAGCGGCUGAGCGAUGAAUACCAUGCUGGCGUCAAGGCACGUCAGCGGAUAAAAGGCUUGGUUGAGACACCCGUGGGCCGUGGCACGUCCGAACAAGACGACGAAAUUUCAACCGAGAAGAACCAGGCCGACAUUGAGGUGCGCAUUGAUGAUGGAUCGGAGAAUGGCCUUCCGGCCAUCAUUGAUACGAAGCUCAAAGAAAUCGAUAACGAGUACGGCUUUCCAUUUGAGGGCAAGCUGGAGUCCCAAAUCGAAUGCCAAUUUUGCCAUUAUAAGUACAGGCCGAAUCAGACGUCAUUUGUCAACUUGACGCUUCAAGUCCCUCAGAAAAGCUCUACUUCGCUCAGCGCAUGUUUCGACGGGCUACUGAAGACUGAAUACAUCGACGAUUUCAAAUGCGACAAAUGUCGGCUGCAACAUGCGCUCGAAACAAAGUCUCAGGAACUGGCUCGGAGUCACUCAGGAAAAGAUCGGGCGCACCUGGAAACUGAAAUUGAAAAGAUCCAAGCCGCUUUGGCUACCGAUCCGGAGGGCCCUUUAGAGGGAGUUUCAUUGCCACCUGCUGAACUCGCUCCCAAGCGAAAAAUUGCACGGCAUAUGCGUAUCAUUGUUUUCCCGAAAAUAAUUGCAAUCCAUCUCUCCCGGUCAAUAUUUGACCGGAGCAGUUCCACGAAAAAUGCAGCCAAGGUGUCCUUCCCUGAACGUCUUCCUUUAGGGGGUAUCUUGGAUCAAACGUGGUUCAAAUUGCUGGCCAUUGUCUGCCACAAGGGCAGCCACAACAGCGGACACUACGAAUCAUUCCGUCGGAACCACCUCUAUCCCCCUUUCUCAACACCCGGAGCAUUCAGCUCAUAUGCACAGAGUCGAGCGACCAGUGAAAACCCAUCCGAGGCACCAAGCCCUCGUCUAGGGGUUCGCAGUAUCCCGGACGCAGAGCCUUCUGCCCUUAGUAUUUCGGAGCCAGCGUCGUCGCCGUCUCUUUCGUCGCUGUCUUCCGACCCGUCGCGUUCCACUUCGGCAAAGAAGUCCUCCAAGGAAUCAUCUCAGCCGAAUGGGCCUUCGUCACCCGUCCCUCGACCAAGCACCUCGAGCUCCCGCGUUUCAUUCCAAAGCCACCGCUCUAAGUCAAAGCAGAGACUAUCGCCCGAAUCCGCUCCCCAAAGUCCUUCCACCGAUGGUGGUCGCUGGAGCAAAUCAGGCUCGAGGCUUUCGUUUAUGAGUGAGCGAAUGGCUCCAAGCACAUCCGUCGAGGACUCUCCAAGGUCCCCUUCUCGACUCCGCCGCCGCCGCAAAGCAAACGAUCGCUGGUGGCGCAUCUCCGACGAGAAAAUCAAGGAAUGCAAGACAUCUGAUGUGCUCGGUAUGCAGAAGGAAGUCUAUCUCUUAUUCUAUGAGAUGGAGAAGCCCAUCCAUGGCCCGCUGGCCCCUACAGCCAUUUGA
This is a messenger RNA of Aspergillus tanneri, 1947 nucleotides long. RefSeq names its product putative ubiquitin C-terminal hydrolase (gene UBP16). The coding region runs from base 1 to 1947 and encodes 648 amino acids. Gene Ontology annotation, molecular function: cysteine-type deubiquitinase activity; cysteine-type endopeptidase activity. Gene Ontology annotation, cellular component: nucleus; cytosol. The record is from RefSeq and is a predicted model, not a curated record. NCBI's taxonomy places the organism in Eukaryota, Fungi, Ascomycota, Eurotiomycetes, Eurotiales, Aspergillaceae. The transcript has a single exon. Gene Ontology annotation, biological process: protein deubiquitination.